Molecule: messenger RNA, 3426 nt
Organism: Rattus norvegicus (Norway rat)
Lineage: Eukaryota; Metazoa; Chordata; Mammalia; Rodentia; Muridae
Gene: Mat2b
Product: methionine adenosyltransferase 2 non-catalytic beta subunit
Biological process (GO): S-adenosylmethionine biosynthetic process
Cellular component (GO): methionine adenosyltransferase complex; nucleus
Molecular function (GO): enzyme regulator activity; enzyme binding
Source: RefSeq, a predicted model, not a curated record
ACGAAUGUUUUUAAGGGAUGGAUUUGUAUUGGGCAUUGUAUGUUUAGGUGGGCAAUUAUAUCUUAUCAAUUGGGCCAAAGGUUAUUGUGUUGUGUGUUCUUUGAUAUAGCGAUUUAAGUGUGAGAAAGUGUGCGGCGGGCCACCACAGAGUUGGGAUGUGUGUUUCUGGCAUGGAAACCUGCCUUGGGAACUAGCUAGGUAGAGAGAUUGCUGCCAGGCUCAGAGAGAGGCCUUUGGCAGUGUGAUAUGGGAUGGAGCAAAGCGGGUGAGAGGCUUUGCUGACUGAGAAUUAAGAUAUCCAGCAGAUACUUUGGGGGCACUAUGGUGUCGGACCUAGUGGGGGAUAAAAGAUACCCCUUUUAUUUUUUAUAUUUUUACAACAACGCUUUCCAACACCCUUCCUCCAAUUUUCCUUCCUCUUUCUUUCUCUCUCUCUUUCUCUCUCUUUCUUUCUUUCUCUCUCUCUCUUUCUCUUUCUUUCUUUCUUUCUUCUCUUUCUUUCUUUCUUUCUUUCUCUCUCUCUCUUUCUCUCUCUCUUUCUCUUUCUUUCUUCCUUCCUUCCUCUCUCUCUCUCUCUCUCUCUCUCUCUCUCUCUCUCUCUCUCUCUCUCUCUCUCCCUCUCUCUCUCUCUCUUUCUUUCUUUCUUUCUUUUGGAGCUGGGGACCGAACGCAGGGCCUUGCGCUUGCUAGGCAAGUGCUCUACCACUGAGCCAAAUCCCCAACCCCCUUCCUCCAACUUCUUGACCUUUGUUGGAUACUUUGAAUGCCUCCUACUGCUUGUCUUUGGGCCACAUGUCCUCUGACUAGACUGUUCAGCUGCGUGGUGUCCCUCACCCCCACAAGAUAAUGGUUUUUCUGUGUAGGUCUGACACUCCAUCUGUAGCCCAGGCAGGUCUGGAACUUAAAGAGAUGUUGCCCUUCUGAGGGCUGGUUUAAAGGUAUGUGCCACCACUCGCAGAGUGAUAUUUUAAAGCACAGUUUCAAUACUAGCUUCUGUUGAUUUUAAAAGUAAAAUUGUGCAAUGCCAUAAACCCAGUGUCUCAAAGCCGCAAUAAGCCUAAAACGUCCUUGAAAUUCCUAAAAAUAGCUGUCUGUGCUUCACUCCUAGAAUAUGGCUGUACUUACUGAUCAGCAGUAUUUAAUGCUUGGCUAAGUUUAAGCAAAACACAGUUAAUGGAAAUGACCAGAACUAUAUAUUGUUACCACCAGAGCUUUUAAAUUGGCAUUUGAAAUCGUUAAGCUAAAAAAAAAAAAAAAAGAAGGCAAUGGGGAGUUUUACUGAAGUUUCCGUUACUGGAAGGUGCGAAACGUGUAUAAUAUUUCACAACAGGAAUCGAUUGCUCAGUGUGCUUCCCAACCGUUUGGCUCCUUCUUGUCUUUCUACAAGAGAGAAAGUCAACAAGUUCUACCAGGGAAUUGCAGGGUUGGUUUGUUUGUUUUACUUAGUUCUGCCAUAUGGAUUUUAGUUACGGAUCCUCUCUUGACUUGCAAUUAAACACGAAACUUCUCAUUGGGUAGUUUCAAAACUAGCAGGAGGAAUCAGCGGCUAGCUUACUGCACUGUGAAAAGCUGCACGAGAUUCCAGGAUUGGGAAGGAAAAUGCUAAUUUAAAAGGUCAAGCGGAGCUGCACCUCACGUUUCUUGGCGUCCGUGUGCUCCGUGCGGGCGGAGCGAACAAAAAACCCGGCCAGAGAAGCCAGACGCCCAGAUUCCUCUCGCUGCGUUUCCCCCAAAAUAGUUCUGGAAUCAUGCCUGAGAUGCCGGAGGACAUGGAACAGGAGGAAGUGAACAUCCCUAGCCGGCGGGUUCUCAUUACCGGUGCCACUGGGCUUCUUGGCAGAGCGGUUUACAAAGAGUUUCAGCAGAGCAACUGGCACGCCGUUGGCUGUGGCUUUCGCAGAGCAAGACCAAAAUUCGAACAGGUGAACCUGCUGGAUUCUGAGGCAGUUCAUCACCUCAUUCAUGAUUUUCAGCCUCACGUCAUAGUGCACUGUGCUGCAGAGAGAAGACCAGAUGUUGUUGAGAGUCAGCCAGAUGCUGCUUCCCAGCUGAAUGUGGGUGCCUCUGGGAACUUAGCAAAGGAGGCAGCUGCAAUUGGAGCAUUUCUCAUCUACAUUAGCUCAGAUUAUGUGUUUGAUGGCACAAAUCCCCCUUACACAGAAGAAGAUAUACCAAGUCCCCUGAAUCUGUACGGAAAAACAAAGUUAGAUGGAGAAAAGGCGGUCCUGGAGAAUAAUUUAGGGGCUGCUGUGUUGAGAAUUCCUGUUCUGUAUGGGGAGGUUGAAAAGCUUGAAGAAAGUGCCGUGACUGUUAUGUUCGACAAGGUGCAGUUCAGCAAUAAGUCAGCGAACAUGGACCAUUGGCAGCAGAGAUUCCCCACACAUGUGAAAGACGUAGCCAGUGUGUGCCGGCAGCUGGCAGAGAAGAGGAUGCUGGAUCCAUCCAUUAAGGGAACCUUUCACUGGUCUGGCAAUGAGCAGAUGACCAAGUAUGAAAUGGCGUGUGCAAUUGCAGACGCCUUCAACCUCCCCAGCAGCCACUUACGACCUAUUACUGACAGCCCUGUCAUAGGAGCACAACGCCCCAAAAAUGCUCAGCUUGAUUGCUCCAAAUUGGAGACCUUGGGCAUUGGCCAGCGGACACCAUUUCGAAUUGGAAUCAAAGAAUCACUCUGGCCUUUCCUCAUCGACAAGAGAUGGAGACAGACUGUCUUUCAUUAGUUUACAUGUUGUGUAUUUUUUUAAGUGAAAAGUAUAGUAUGUGGCACUUUUUCAAGAAUAAAGGAAAUAGUUUUGUAUGAGUACUCCUUAAUUGUGACACAUGAUCCUUCAGGUAAAUGAUGCUGUUGCACUAGGGGAGCGUUGGACCGACUGAGGGCAGUCAGGACUUUCUGUUGAUUGUUUUGUUCUGGCUUACCUUGCUACACAAGUAAUAUAAAUUAUGAUCUGUAAUGUUCAGGGGUGGGGUAAACAGACUGUUAGACUUUGGAUGAAAUGCUUUGUUCAUUCCUACAACUUCCUUUUUUGCUGUUUUGUUUGUUAGCUCUUGUAUAUUGAUAGUUUCAAUGUGUGUGGAAUCAUAUGAAAAUCAUCGGUGUUCAUUAUUCGCUUUGCUUUGCUUGAGCCCAGAUCAAAAUGCUUGGAGAAAAGAAACUUUAUUUUUGCAACUGUAAGUAUGGUUUUUAAAUGCUUGAUUCUUUAAUGUGUUAUGUAUAUCAGAACUUGUAUAGCCUGAUGCCUCCUUCAUAGCACCGUGUGACAAACACUUGAGAGAGUGCACGUGUGUGUAUUUUUUUAAUAUAAAUACAUAUAUAUGUCUCUUUCCUUCUAUCUCACUAAGUGACGUUUCAUACAUGUGGUUAUAAUAAUGAGCCUUGUAAGUCUUUUGACCACUUCUCAAUAAUAAUAAAUACUUGCUGGCAUGUAA